UUUUAUUGGAGAAGCAGUUGUCUAUGACGUUGGAAAGCCUAGUCUUGAAUUUCUUAUGAGGAAUAGUUGUUUAAAGUGUUGAAUGUGAAAAGUUUCGUUAUCGUCAAUUUGAGAAAGGAGAGAGAGACAGAGAGAGAGAGAGACUGUCCUACUUCGAUGUACAAUAUCAUUUCACAGAAGGAAAGAAAAUUGAUCAGUGAUGUAAUGAUCAGUGUGGAAGCUUACUAGAUAACUAUCAGUGUUCAAUCUCAUAAAUGCUAUAAAGAGAACAAUGUUGAGAAUAGGACCUACAGGGACAGCCCGAAACCCCAGGUGCCAAGGAAGAGUGCCACGAAAAUAAAUACAUGUACGAAAGCGAAAGUAGAAUAUUGAGACGUUGAGUGCAUGAGACUGGAAGUUCGUGAAUUAAAGGUCGAUUGAAGAUUUUGACAAAUGAUGGAGAGAAUAGAUUUUCUACAUGGUGUGGUAUUGCUAGCAGUUAUCCUCUUGUCUCCAUUUGUUCUCUCUCUCUAUGGAUAUUUAGAUGAACCUACCUACGUUCCGAUCUCUCGUGCGAAUUCUUUCUAUGGAGAAUCAACAGAACCCAUCCGUCAUUUUAGACAAUACAGACUGUUUUUAAAUGCUGUUUAUUUUGUUUUGUACAGUAUAGUAGCUUGUCUAGCGUUGGAACCUAUAUUCAGGAGAGUCUCAAGGCGUCAGACACUGUAUUAUCGACCUUACUACAUUUACCAUAGUAUGGUUUGCCUAAUUCCUGUUGUUAUAAGAUACGUAAAUAUGAAUGCUGGGAUAUCAGAUGACAUUAUGCUACAAAUUCAAUGGGAAAACCUUUUUUUUACUAUAUCUUCGGUGUUCCGCUUUAUUUUUUCUUUUUGUAUGGCCAUAUUUCAAAGAUACAAGAAAUGGAGGUUGCUUUUGUACCUACUUAUUACAGCUUUUCUUGCAUUUCUUUUUUCUUACGUAUUUUGCGUACUAUGCUCAACUGUGGUAGAAUUAAUAAGCGUAAUCAGGAAAAGCAAAGGAGAAUUUUUGACAAGUUGGUCUUACUUCGACUAUGAACAAGUGCCCGAUGAAUUAAAUGUUAGCAAAGUGAACACAAUUCAUAGAUAUUAUACUCUGGAUCAGGAUCAGUUCCUUAAAACAUGGGAAGAAAAACUGCAGUCACCAGACAAACAUGGAACAUUAUUUCCUUAUCAUCGUAAGGUGUAUGUUAAUAGUAUUGGAGAAAGUGUCAGGUUAUCGUGUAGUGCCGUCGUUAGUAAUUGUGACUCAUCAAGUAUUAAAGUUGUAUGGAAAUUUAACGAACAACAUUCAGUGAGUAACCAAAGCAAAAUCAAGACGGAGUUUGAGAAGAUGCGAAACGGAUUGGAGUAUGUAAGCAGCAACUUGACUAUUGAUGCUAUCAAAAACUCUGAUUUUGGGAAUUAUAGUUGUUUCUUUUGUGAUUAUUCAAAGGCAGUGACACUCGCACACUUUCACAGAUAUGCUUCUGAAUACCUAAUUGGGCAAUACAGUGUACAGAAAAACAACGGCAAUACCUUCUAUAUAUAUGCAACACCAGGUAGCGCUGUUCAUCUGACAUGGAAGCCGAUGUUGUUUUACAGUGAAAGCAGUGACUUGGUACAGUACUAUUACAUAAAUGAUGGUCUUUACUCAAAACAAGACAAUGGAACAAAAUGGAGAUGCUCAGCAUUGUCAUAUCUCUAUAUUCUAUAUGGGAUAGCGAUGGAAUGGUUUUUUCUUCCUGAAUUGACACCAUCCUCCUCAGACUUUUUUGUGAAUACAUUUGGUUCUUAUCAAUCAUUCUUUAUCGAGUGUGCUGGGCCCAGUGUGUUUGGAGUUCACAGUAUUGAAUAUUUCCGUCGAAUGUACGACGAAAAGACCAAAUCAUUUGUAUUAAUUGAAGUAAAACAUCCAAACACAUUGAUUGUUCUUCCUGAUCUUCCUUACUUCCUAAAAAUGGACAACGUAACAAAGACUAAAAAGAAGUUGAUGAUACAAAAACUGCAGCAGUCAGAUUUGGAAUAUACUUGGUUUGAAAAUACUCAUAUAUGUGUACUAGUGGCACGCGUUUUUGUCGAACUAGUUUUUGUAAUUCUCAUAAUUCUCAUUUUAAUAUUUUGUGUGUGUAAAGUUUGGAAAUUAUACUUGCUUGCUGUACAACAGCCAAUCAGAAAUGUGUGCUUGGGAAGAUUGGCUUGGAAGACUUCAGAUCCGUGCAUGGAACUGGGAUGUAAUAAAUCAUAUACAUGUUACAUACUCUGUAGCAAUGACGAUAGGGAGUCUGUCUACAGCAGCCUAGUUCUUCCACUAAGGACGGGAAAUAUCACAACAGGGUUUAAUUUUGAGGAGUGUGAUAUAAAUCGAAGUGGAAAGUCUGAAUUCGACAUACACUGUGACAUACUUAAACAAUGUGACCAUCUGAUAUUUUUUAUAACAUCCGCGUAUUUGGAAGAGGAGGCGUUUGUCGGAAUUCAACUAGAUACUGUUCUCAAGUGUAUUCAGAUGAAAAUCAUGCCGGCAAAUUGUGUGUUAAUUAUACGCGCAGAUUCUUCGGUUGUAGACAAAUUACGAUAUAAUCUACCCGAAGCUGUUAUUCAUGACUGGAUCACAAUCACGGAUGCUAAAACAAGACUUCGACAAAUAUUGGAGUGGAUAAAAAAAGAUAAGGCAGAGAAACAGUCUGCGAUAGCGAUAUCUACAGCAUUUUUCGGGUAAAAACUUAUUACCGUUAGUGAAUAUAUUUUCUAAACAUUUUCAUGUAAUAUCGCUUUCUGAUAUUGAAGCAAUAUGAUAUUCGAAUUAACAAGGACUCUGUAGCUGUCUUUUUGUGUGUGUGUGUCGUCUCGAAGCAUAAUGACACUUCAAGAUCUUACUUUGUCCAUUGUAUGUCCCUCUGUCAAAUCCAAAAACUUUAUAGCUGUAAGUGAUGGAUUUUUAUUAUGUAUCAUGUAUAUUACUUAUGUGAUGGAUGUUGGUUGGUUGUAUGUUGUUUAACGUCAGCUCGAGAAGUUUUAACUCAUAUGUAGACGUUACCAUUGCCGGUGAAGGGUUGCAAAAAGGCCUACGUUCGGCGCUAUGACCUUUGAGCAGAGAGGGAUCUUUAUUGUGCCACACUUGCUGUGACAUGGGGGCUUAAUUUUGCGGUCUCAAUCAAAGGACCGCCCCAUUUAGUCGUAUUUUUACGACAAGCAAGGGCUACUGAUGACCUAUUCUAUCCCGGAUCCCCACGGGACUUAUGUGAUACUCAUUUAAUGUAUACCUAAUAUAUAGUAAGAGUAAAAUUGCCAUUGCAGGCGACACAUCUG
Molecule: messenger RNA, 3305 nt
Organism: Ostrea edulis (European flat oyster)
Lineage: Eukaryota; Metazoa; Mollusca; Bivalvia; Ostreida; Ostreidae
Exons: 6
Coding region: 433-2715 (760 amino acids)
Source: RefSeq, a predicted model, not a curated record